Messenger RNA from Porites lobata, 9348 nucleotides. The record is from the annotation of a GenBank genome assembly. Lineage: Eukaryota; Metazoa; Cnidaria; Anthozoa; Scleractinia; Poritidae.
AUGGCGCGGGUUGAACAGCAGCAAUGUGGACCAGAAGGUUCGACAGAAUCUCCCUACUAUCUUGGUCAGCUUUCGUAUUUUACGAUUUACCUUACUAAAGGAAUUGAGAUCCUUGAAUAUUAUACAAAGGUUAGUUGCUGACGGUGCCAUUUUGAUUAUUUUGAGCUUUGAUAAUAAUACUUGCAGCUUCGUUUUCACAACAAUGGUAACGUAAGCCUUAUGCAAUAUGCUGAAUGUUUUUUUAUUCUUUUGGUUAGGUCCCCUUUUAUCACGUCCUCUUUGAAGCUGUAUUGGUUCUUUGGAUAAUAAGGCUAAUCACCAGCAAGACAUUUAGAUUCAGAGAACAGAAAAUUGAACUCACAGAAAAGGUUUGUCUGGGACAUUAUAAACAAAAGCUUUUAAAAUGUAGUACUAUUUCUUUAUCAAUAGCAAAUUACCAGACUGUAUCAAUAUUUUCUAACAAAUUAUAUGUAACCCCUUAACCCAAGCUUUGACGGUUUUAACUGUUAUGGGUGAAACUGAGGCACAUUUUUGCCUUGUGUUGAUUAUGGCUGAGUCAAUUCCAAGUGUGUCCAUCCCCCCUCCCCGGGGGGGAGGGGGGGGCAUUUGUCGGGCAUUUGUCAUUUUGUUUUGGAAAAGCUGCAAAUGCUCCACGGUCGGGCCAGAUGUUCAUAGAAAAACCCACAGUUGGGCUUAAAAAUAGGGUACAAAUACCCAAUCCCGGGACAACACCAAAAUUGCAUUUUUCAGCUGCAAAUACCAUAUUUGUGGGAAAUCUGGAAUAUCCUGAUCAAACUCACGCUAUGCCAAUCGCUCCUAGCUGCUAGAUUAUUGCAAAAAAGAUCACUUUGAUCUGGUUAAUUUCAAUGACAGAACUAUAAAUUUGAAUUUUAACAAUACCUUCCUUAUUUUUUAAGAUGUUUAAUAUAGUGAAUGAUAACAAACAACUGACACGCUUUACAUGAGUAUUUUCUCAUCACCAUAGAACCGUUGAAUUGUCACAUUGAUGGUACAAUACAGGAAGUUUGUACUAGCUUUCAAUUAUCUCACAGAGUUUUUCUAGGCCUUUCUGCCUCAAUAAUUCACGUGCAAAGAAAGUGUCUUUUCUUUUGAACUCUUCAAACGAUACAUCGAUUGAUUUUCCUCUAUGUGCAAGCUGAUCACGAUGGCAGGAAGCAAUUUCUUGGAAGCAUGCAAAAAAUACUGUGGGGUAGGGAGGUGAUGCAGCGAAAACCACGCAAAUCUUUUUAAAACUAGGUAUUAAAAAGAUUCUUUAUAAAGUUUUCUAAAUAGGUAUGUUGAAAAAGGUCCAAUAUUAACUGCUUCUAAAAGAAGCGAAGGAUCAAGCGUGCUACACACUGUUUAUGCCUUGUUCUUCAAGCAAAGAUCCAACAUAAGUCACGCAAGGGAAUAAGUGCCCUGUGCACUGCGUAUGCCUCGUUCCUUAAGUAAAGAUCCAACAUAAGCCACGCGUAGGAACAAGCGCCCUACACACUGUGUAUGCUUCGUUCUUCAAGCAAAGAUCCGACAUAGGUUACGUGAAGGAACUAGCGUCCUACUCACUGUGUAUGCCUCAUUUUUUAAUCAAAGAUCCGACAUAAGUCACGCGAAGGGACAAGUGUGCUUCACACUGUGUAUGCCUCGUUCUUUAAGCAAAGAUUUUACAUAAGCCAUUCAAACGAACAAGCCCCAUUAGAGGCCCUCAGAAAAUCCAAUCACCCCUUCCCCAUUAGCACCACCGAUCUGGGAGUUUACAUGUAUUAUUUCAUAUUCUGAGAGGAAUGUCUCUCCAGUCAAACACUUGUGUUUGACGGUUAGGGAGAUAAAGCUAGAGGAGUAACACCCCUCAUAGAAUUGAAUGACAAUCUGAUCAAGUUUUCCGAUCUUUGUGCUGUUUUAGGAAGAGGAGGAGUUAAUUGAAGAAUGGCAACCAGAACCAUUAGUUCCUGUAACACCAACCUAUGACUUAGAUGCUAUCACUCCAAAAGUUGUUCAAGGGUAUGCUUAUGCCAUGUUCAUUUACAACUUAAAUACUCUUUUGAGCAAUAAUUUCUAGCUUUCUUACUACAGUGAAACUCGAUAGAACAUAGACUAUGACAUAUCCACUCGGUGUCCCACUGAUUCCACUGUAUUGACCACAUUUUUGCCCAAAAACAUGUAGUCUUCUGUGGCAAUGUAGCUGAUACAACCUCUAUGUACUUUCUAAAACCUUCCAGCUGUUAACUCUAAUCAAAGCACCACCUGGUGAGCAAGCUGUACUGUCAAUAUUAUUAUGACUCAUGUUUUUCUUUCAAUCUCGGGCCAAUUCCUAGCAUCCAAGGAAAUGUUACAGUUCAAAAUUAAGUUCAGGUUAAAAUUUUUGUAACUUAGGUUGAUUCCUUUGUCUUCUAGCCCUAAUUCGUGAGUCAACCUAGGUUAAAAAAUUUAACCAGGAUAUAAUUUUGACCGUAAGAGAUGUUACCCUGUACUAAGCAAUAACUUUGAAGUUAUUGAAACUCAUUACAGUCAGCUCUCCAUUUGCAGACACCUUGCUAUUGCAGACACCCUAGUUAUAUAGACAGCAGCUAAAUCCCCGGCAAGAAUAAAUCAUGGACAUUUGAGAGAACGUAACUCUCAUUAUUGAUUCCAGCAAUGAUAGAUCCAUAAAACCAAUUAAACAUAAAGACUGAUGUCCUUUUUUUAAUCUUCAGGAAACCUGGACACUCACUAAAAAUAGAUGAUAAAGAAUGUCUCAAUUUUGCCACAUUCAACUUUCUUGGUUUUGUAGGAAAUGAAAAAAUAGAGGUAUUCUGAAAGGUUUUACUACUGUUAGUAAUCAUGAAAUACUAAAAAGAGAGAAAGUUUUCUGUUUGUCAUCAGGCCCCAAAUUAAUAUCCACAUACAAACUGAUCUCUUCACAUUUCCUUCAAGAAUAAGUAGAGAGAAUUCAAUAAAAGAUCAAAACAUUUUCCCUUUGGUGAUCAUUUCAUUAAUCCUUAUUACCAAAUUCUCUUGAUGAUCCCUUCAUAUUGUUAGGAGAACAUUGAUGUCGGUCUGUUAGGACUUAAAGGGUUAUUAGGGAGUUUUAGCAAUGACGACGGCAACGGCAACAAGAACGUCAAAACAACAAUAGGUUUAUCAAGCAAAACAACAAAUUUGCACGUGCAUCACUCUUUUUUGUACAUUUCUUUGCUGUUACUGCACCACUACGACAUGAAAAUGCCUAGUUUCACGUUUUAUGGAGGACAUAAACAAGCAACGACGAAAUUUUCUUCCUCUUUUAAACAUGAGUGCUGUCCCCAAGAAAUCAACUCCAGGGAAAUCAGCCUAGCAUAGACAUUUUCAGCAAAUUGGAAUAAACGCGACAAAGUUUUAAAAAAAGUUAAUUCAUUUUAAUAGUGACGUUUUCACUGCCGUCGCCGUGGUUGAUGCUAAAACUCCCUAUUUUGGGGCGUGAGGUAGUAUGGCCGAGCUAAGUAAUCAAGCACAUGUAUCACACUUGCAAUGUGGAGACCCUAGUUAAAGUUCCUCACGAUCAUUUUAUUUUUACCCAUCCUUACUUCAUUUUUUAAGGACACAGCCAUCAAAAGCCUCCAUCGUUAUGGUGUAGGUUCAUGUGGACCCCGGGGAUUCUAUGGUACAAUAGGUAAGUCUAUUCGAUGAAGAUAUUGCAUGAUCUUUGGUUUAAAGAUAAAUAAUCCUUAUAUUUAUUUGACUUGGAAGAAAAUAUUGCCUUGCAGUCAAUAAAACCUAGGGUGCUUUUUUUAACCAAAAGGAAAUGAGUUGGCUAGAAUUUUAUUUGAUAAUUUUAUUUGUAACAUGUUUUUGCUGGUUGCCGGUACUGUAUACUACAACACUCAAAAACAUUAGAAAUGUAACUUUUACAAGUAAAUUUUAAAAAUGAUCAAUUAAAAUGCUGGCCAAUAAUUCAUUUACUUUUGGUUAAAAGAAAGCACUCAACAAUACUAACUUAUUCCAAGGCUGAGCUCUAGCAAAAUGUGGUGGCCCCUGGCACCCAACUUUUCCUCUCACGUGACUAGAAAAUCUCAGUUUUUGCGCACAAAUCACAUGCUGGGCACCUUAGAUUGUACAGGUUUAGAGCACUGGGCUCCCCUCAAUUUUCCUUAGAGGACAGCCUUGUAUUCAUUGUAGAGGGACUGUGUAGCAAUUUGUUUUCUUUGAAGUGUGGUCCUUGUUUAUCUCUUUUUUUAGAUGUACAUUUGGAGUUAGAAGAAAGAUUGGCCAAGUUCAUGAGAACAGAAGAGGCAAUUCUUUAUUCCUAUGGAUUUUCCACAAUAGCCAGCGUAAUUCCUGCUUAUUCCAAAAGAGGGGAUGUUAUUUUCUGGUAAGAGAUAUAGAAGAAUACAGUAAAAACCCAUGUGGGGAAGUUAGUUGCGGUGUAUGUUAGUAGGUUCUUAAUUUCUGUGAAGGAGGUAUAGUACUGUUGUUGGCUACCAGAAAAGUAAAAUAACAAACUUGAGUUUGGUCCUUAAAUAUACAGUGCUUAUUCACAGUUGUAUUGUGAUAAGGUUAACUAAACUGAUUACAGAAUGUAUAUGUAAUCUCAAAUUCAUACUCCUUGCUUAAAAUUUGUAUCAUAAUUUUACUGUAACCUACAUAUAAGAAUCUGCUUGACCUUGCUUGGCUAAAUAGCUUCUUAUGUUUUUGGGUAUAAAAAAGGCAAAUUUCUGCCACCAGGUUGUUAAACCACUACUGAAUGAUAUAGGAGACCCUGCCAGGGUAAAUUCCGACAAGCGACAUGGCCCAAAAAGUAUUGAUAGCACGUAAAAUGAAAUCGUGACAAAAGACAACCUCCCUCCGCCAAAUUGCAACAGUGUCGGCAAAGCCAACAAUAAGCGACAAACAUUUAUAAACACACUGACACAAGAUGUUUUAAAAUUCAGAUGGGUGACAUGGGACCCCCCCCUAUUGGCAGGGCCUCGUAUAUUAUAGAGUUAUAAGAUAUUUUGUCUGUAAAAUUUCAACGUUCAUUGUUCUCUUUUUCCCAUAGUGAUAAAGGAGUUUCUUUUGCAAUUCAAAAAGGGCUUGUAGCUUCGCGGAGCCGUAUAAUGUGGUUUGAUCAUAAUGACAUGGAUGAUCUGGAAAGGCUUUUGUUCGAACAGAAAGAAAAAGAUGACAAGGUUUGAAAUUAUACACAACUUAAAAUGAAAACUGUUGUUGUUUUGCUCUUUAGUCUUUGUCAAGCUUCUUCGUCAAGCUAACUUUUAUGGCUCUUUUUUUUGCUGUUCUUGUUGUUAUAGAAUCCCAAGAAAGCAUGUGUGACAAGAAGAUUCUUAGUCGUAGAGGGAAUUUAUGUCAAUUAUGGUGAUAUUGCACCACUUCCUAAACUUGUAAGUUAAUGGUUUUAUGGGUCUUCACAGUAAUAGUUUCUCUGCUACUAACAGAUCUCCACCCUGAACGCUUUUUGCUCUAUUAGGUGUCAAGAUAGCCUGCGCACAGACGAAAUUAAGCUCUAGUUAACUCCAUAUGGUACUAAUCAGAGUUUAGUUAUCGUCUGCACGCAGGCUAGUGACAAGUAUGUUAGAAGUGUAUCGAGAAUUUGAGGUCAAAAUAUUGGAAAUUAAGGUUGCGGAAAUUAACACUCCAUUUAAUUAAUGGUGCUGAAAUUAACAUUUGCAUAAAUUAACAUGACUUAAAUUAAUGCAAAUUUCUCGUGUUAAUUUCAUGAGGUAGUUAUUUCCUAUAAUACUUGGUAGUUUAGUAUUAAAUGACAAUUUGAAUUAUUAAGUUCUCAUUAAUUUCCAUAAAUUUGCUAAGGUAGCUUAAAAUGCGGCUUAGGUUGAAUCUCUUGAAGCUCAGGGAAAAGGACCAACAAAGAGAAGGAAAAUAAAAGAGGGAAUGAAAAGCCAGUGUAAUAGGGAAACAAGUAAAGAAGCAAAAAGUGAAAUAAAAUGGGUUUAGUAGUUUUUAAGAACAAGCUGAUUUGUUAUUUUAGGAAGGUUUUCACCUGUGAAACAGUUCCAUUUAAACCUUACAAUGAAUUUAACUGUUAUGUUCACUUCUCUAGAUUGAGCUAAAAUACAAAUACAAAGUGUGAAUUAUUAUUGACGAAAGUGCAUCGUUUGGAGUUCUUGGUCAAACUGGAAGAGGAUUAACAGAACACUUUGAUAUCCCAGUGAGUUGAAGUUGCUGAAGACUAAGACUGAUGUGUUUUAUGUCGAAUUAAACAAAGAAUAGUUAAAAGACUCUUUUUUGGAGUUUAGUUCACAUUGAAGUUGUGAGCCAACCCAGUCAAAAUGAGCUGGAAGCCGGCAAUUUUCCCACUUUUAGUAACAUAAUUUAUUAUUUGCUGCCUAGUUGACACUUGGGUCUAAUAACAUUAAAUAAUAGCCGCACAGGUAUUGCCGCUAGUUGCUAUGGUUGUCCUGCCUACCACUGUUAAACAUUUUGACUGGGCUAGUGAGCAAAGCAGUGGGGAUAAAGGAGUGUUGCGACAGUAAUAUUAUUUUCUGGUAUCAUUGGUGACUUGGCUUUACCUUCAAAAAAAGCUUGCUUGUGCAUUGAUAACACACAUUUUUAUCCUAUACCAGAUAAAAGAUGUUGACUUGAUAUCUGUUUCAAUGGAGAACUCUUUAGCAACUAUUGGAGGAUUCUGCUGUGGAACAUCAUUUGUUGUUGACCAUCAGGUAUGGUGUAUUCACAAAAAUCCUUGCUUAUAUUCCUGUAGUCGCUACAUUGCUGCAACUAUUUCAGCCCUUUCACUCCCAGUGUACCCAGGGUGCUAGAGAUUUUUCAUGCAGUUGCACGGUUUCCAGUUUCAGACAAUGUUGUUUAUGGUGUUGCAGUAUUGAGCUUCUUUUUCAAAAGUUGUUUUGGUAAUUUUUGUAUGUGUGGUAUUGCAAUAUCAUCUAGCUCUGCUGUAUGCUGUUUUUCAUCCUUUUGGCAGACUGUAAGAGUAGAUCCUUCAUGGUAUUACAGUACUAUUCAUUUGUUGUACCCUAUCUAACACAGACCAUAAUGCACCUUGUUUACCCCCAAAAUUUGCUUCGAUUUCUCCCAGGACAAAUGUAAUACCCAGGAGAAACUGGAAACAAUGUUUAUGUAAAAUUUUGGGGGGUAAACAAGGCGCAUUAUUUUCUUGGUGAAAAUGUUCAAUAUUCCGAAUGUAAUACCCAGGAGAAAUUGGAAACAAUGUUUAUGUAAAAUGUUGGGGGGUAAAUAAGGCGCAUUAUUGUCUUGGUGAAAAUUUUCAAUAUUCCGCAGUGCAUUAUUGUAGAUCUACACUGUAUGAAUAGGUAAUUGAGGGGUGGAUGAUAAAAGACCCAAAGUAACUCUUGAUCUGUUGUCAAAUUCUCCCUUUUACAGAGACUCUCAGGGGCAGGAUAUUGUUUCUCCGCGUCAUUACCUCCAAUGCUGGCAUCUGCAGCAAUUGAAGCAUUGAAUAUUAUUGAACAAAAGCCAGGUAAGAAUUUUUUUUUUACAUCUGCAGUGAUUCUGUUACCUCUGCAUCCCUGGCGCUUAAAAAUCCCCAAAGACGCAAAACAUGGCAUGCGCCUCGAAGGAUACAAAGAAGUCAAACGAUCGAUCGAUUUGAUGACUUUUUGUAUGGUAGAAAAGAAUGAUUUCCGUGGCUGUUGUUUAAAGAUGCAUGUUUACUUAAGUCAUUUUUGUGCUCUAAAUAUUUAGAAGGACCAUAUUUUAAUUUCAGUAAACUCAGGGGCGGAUCUAGGGGGAGGGUGCAGGGGCCCUGAGGUGACCUGCGGUUUUCUAAUAAACUGGUAUUCUGCAAAAAAAAAGUGGUUUAUUGGUGUUGAAUUUCAGUAACCCCUGUAAAAAAAAUCCUGGAUUUUGAAACUGUAAUAAAGAGUUUUAGCAUCUUACUCCAGAUUAACUGACUUGUUACAAGAUGAGUCCCAGGACUCACCAUAACUAUUUGUAACAAAAUGACUGUCAUCUUGUAGAAAGUGAUGAUUAGAGCAAAUGUACCCCAAGCUCAUGAGUGAAAAUCGUUGAUGUGUAACAGAAAUUUUAUUAAAUCGAAAUAUUAAAUAUUAAUAUCAAAUUAUUAAUUAUUAUUGUUAUUAAUUGCCCUGAAGAGGCCGAAAAUGCUGACAACACACCAUACAUAAAACAGGGAGGCAAUAUUUUGCUAUUUUUGAGCCCUAAAUAACGAUCGCUAAAAUCCCCAUAUAAACUCUUACAAUAGUUCUGUUACCCAACAGCGAUUUUCACUCGUGAGGUCGGGGAACCUGUGAUUAGAGCCAUUGCAUAACUCUCUGGCAUGAGCAAGGCCUUGUUCAAAUGUUAAUGUUUGUUAAUGUUUCAGAAAUGUUUGAGGAGCUUCAAGAGAAAGCCAAACUAUUUCGUGCAGAGCUUGAAGGGUAUGUUUUUUUAACUUGCAUCACAGAUUUGUAAAAGCAUGUUGAAGUUUUUCACAAUUUAUUGGAACUUAAUAUUUUGUUAGUAGUAACUAGUAUGUCAGUUGAGCACAAAUGUUAUCAUACCGUAGAUGAGAAUAGUCAUAUCAAGAGGUUUUGCAUUUUAAUGCAAUUUAUCCGGUUGACAAAGCGCGAACGUCAUAAUAGGUCAGCAGUUCUUGAGUCUUCAGCACAGCUCAUGCUCAGGUUUUGAUUUUUUGAUCAUUCAUUGUAUUAAGUAUUUCCUUCUAUCUCUUGAGAAAAGAGCCGACAUUUCGCGACGUCAACACUGGUUUUCCCGCGAAAUGACGUCUCAGGAACGAGCGCAGACUUUCCAUACUGAUGACAUGUCACUACCAGAUCUAGGUAGUGCUUCUGAUUGGUUGGAAAUAUGCUGCAUCCAAUCAGAAGCACUACCCAGAUCCGGUAGUGACGCGUCAUCAGUAUGGAAUUUCUGCGCGUGUUUCUCAGACGCCUUUUCGCGGGGAGACCAGUGGUAGCAUCGCCAAAUGUCGGCUGUUUUCUCAGACAAGUACCUCAAGGUGCAUUAUGGUCUCUUAUUUUUGUAGUUUGUUUUCGUACGGUGUGAAACAAAAAUCAAUUCAAUUUUUGUUUGGUUUUAGACUCAAAGGCCUUUUGUGUGAAGGAUCAAAGGAGUCACCUAUUUUACACUUGAGGCUUCUGGAGCCUCAUGAAACGUUUGAAGAAGACGAAGAAAAACUGAAAGAAGUUGUUGCCUUAGUAAGUUGCUUGUGUUGUUUGUCCCACUUGUUUGUUAAUAGAAAAUGUUCGCUCUGAGACAACGGCCACGGCUACGAAAACGUCACUUAAAAGGUGAAUUCGAGCUGCUUCAAACUUUACCGCGCUAUGUUCUAUUUCUUCAUGUUAGUAACAUUUUUUUCUCGUUUAAUGUAAAGGCUCUACAGAAUGGAAUAGCGCUAACAAUUGCAAGAUAUCUCAAAAACGACGAGAAAUUCCUGCCUCCUCCAAG